Molecule: messenger RNA, 923 nt
Organism: Magallana angulata
Lineage: Eukaryota; Metazoa; Mollusca; Bivalvia; Ostreida; Ostreidae
Product: rab-like protein 3
Exons: 8
Coding region: 108-785 (225 amino acids)
Biological process (GO): intracellular protein transport
Cellular component (GO): endomembrane system
Molecular function (GO): GTP binding; GTPase activity
Source: RefSeq, a predicted model, not a curated record
AUACCAGACAAAACCAAAAGUGAAAGUGAAAAUAGCUUCAGAUUUGAUUUCGUGUUCAAGCACACGACACAUUUCAUGAUCAUGACAGAUUAAAAUACCAUCAUGAAAUGGCAGCGAACAUCGAUAAAGUGAAAAUUGUCGUCGUAGGCGAUUCAGGUGUGGGUAAAACGUCAUUAGUUCAUCUUAUUUGUCAUCAAGCUCCAACAACAAAUCCUCCAUAUACAAUAGGAUGUUCGGUAGAAGUCAAGUUGCACGACUACAAAGCUGGCACUCCUGGAGAGAAGACAUUUUUUGUAGAACUGUGGGACAUUGGUGGGUCAACAAGUCACCAAAACAGUCGCUCCAUCUUCUACAACUCGGUGCACGGGAUAAUGCUGGUUCAUGACCUCUCGAACAGAAAGUCACACCAAAAUCUAAGAAAAUGGCUGGGUGAGGUGAUAAAUCGAGGAAGUACCAAAGAUAACGCCAAUGGAGGUGACUAUGACCAAGAAUUGUUUGCUGGAAUCCAGAUCCCCAUAAUGGUGGUGGGCUGCAAGGCCGAUCAAGCCCAAAACCUCCGAGAGAAAUCACCCUCAGGUCGAUCUUCAGUCGCCGAGGAAUGUGGUGCUGAUGAAUUUAAUCUUGAUUGUAACCAGGUUAAACAUAUAUCUCCAGGGUCCACAAAUGCUGUCAAAUUGACCAAAUUCUUUGACAAGGCAAUAGAGCGCCGAUACCAGGGCCGAGAAAGCUGUAGUCAGGUAAAUACACCGACAGGAAACAGACUGGGCUACACUUUCACCGACUAAUGACCAUGGGCACAUAACUCCAACAAUGGAAAGGAAAAGAUUCUUUAAAACAUCACAUGUGGACUGACAAUGACCAAAAGCUUAUUUUUUAUUUUGUUAUUGUGCAAUAUCUAGUAUAUAAACAUGCAACAACUUCAA